Molecule: messenger RNA, 2253 nt
Organism: Anguilla anguilla (European eel)
Lineage: Eukaryota; Metazoa; Chordata; Actinopteri; Anguilliformes; Anguillidae
Gene: puraa
Product: purine-rich element binding protein Aa
Exons: 2
Coding region: 268-1125 (285 amino acids)
Biological process (GO): regulation of transcription by RNA polymerase II
Cellular component (GO): nucleus
Molecular function (GO): RNA polymerase II transcription regulatory region sequence-specific DNA binding; purine-rich negative regulatory element binding; DNA-binding transcription factor activity, RNA polymerase II-specific
Source: RefSeq, a predicted model, not a curated record
GCGUCCCCCCGUCUCCAUGCCACGACUUGCUGUUUCGUUCCAUCUUGUGUAGCGGCGAAUCAGUGAAGCAGCGCCGCGGCUGUGUUGACAGUAGGCCUCCCUAGCCUGCAAUACUUCACCUUCGUCUCUUGCCGUGUCUGUCUGCGACGGGGCUGCGCAGUGGUUCUGUAGCACUCUGUCAGCACACCCAGCGGAUCUCGCGAGAGCGGUGGCGUGGCUGGCUGGAAGUGGGGCUGCAGCAGACAGAGGGAGAAGGCAGGCAGCAUCAUGGCGGACAGAGACAGUGGAAGUGAGCAGGGAGGAGCAGCUACAGGCCCGGGCGUCGGUUCCUUACACCCAGUGACAGGAGGGGCGGGUUCGGUUUCCGGGCUGCAGCACGAGACGCAAGAGCUAGCCUCGAAGCGGGUUGACAUUCAGAAUAAACGUUUCUAUCUGGACGUAAAGCAGAACGCAAAGGGCCGCUUCUUGAAGAUAGCCGAGGUCGGGGCCGGAGGAAAUAAGAGCCGCCUCACACUCUCCAUGUCCGUGGCUGUUGAGUUCCGUGACUACCUGGGGGAUUUCAUCGAACAUUAUGCUCAGUUAGGGCCCAGCAACCCGGACAUAGCACAGGAUGAGCCCCGACGGGCGCUAAAGAGCGAAUUUCUGGUGAGAGAGAAUCGGAAGUAUUACAUGGAUCUGAAAGAGAACCAGAGGGGCCGGUUUCUGAGGAUUCGACAGACCGUGAACCGGGGCCCGGGAUUGGGAUCCACGCAAGGCCAGACCAUCGCUCUUCCUGCACAGGGACUUAUUGAGUUUCGUGACGCUUUGGCCAAGCUUAUCGAUGACUACGGUGUGGAGGACGAACCGGCGGAGUUGCCGGAGGGAACCUCCUUGACUGUGGAUAACAAACGGUUUUUCUUCGACGUGGGUUCCAAUAAGUAUGGGGUGUUCAUGAGGGUUAGCGAGGUGAAGCCAACGUACCGCAACUCUAUCACGGUGCCCUACAAAGUGUGGUCCAAAUUCGGUAAUACCUUCUGUAAGUACGCGGAUGAAAUGAAGAAAAUCCAGGAGAAGCAGCGAGAGAAAAGGGCAUGCGAGCUACAGCAGCAGCAAGAGGAGCACGGUGAUGACGGAGACGAUGAUUGAUAAACAGAGCAAAAAAAAAAAAAACAUGCAAAAAGAGAAAAUCACAAAAAGAGAAAUUAUAAUUAAAAAGAAACUUUACUGUAAAAAAGAAACAUAAAGAUUUAACUAUCUGUUUAUCUCCAAGGGAGCACCACCCACCCACACACCAGACUGACAGUUACGACUUGUUUCCACUCAUCGCUGGAUGUUACCCACCUAUCCACCAUUAAAACAGUAAGCAGCUGCUAAAACAAAGUAAUAACAUUAUAUAUGAACUGUGUUUCCUACUUGAUUAAAUGAUAAAGAACUGAGUGUUUAUUUCCCUAAUUAACCAGGAACUUUUGUACACGUUCAAGCUAUUAUAAAAAAGUGUUUGCAAUGUUCAAAUGGAAAUAUUGCCGAGUUAUGAGAACCAAGUCCUUUUUCGUGUGAGCUAACAUUUGACUUCAGCACAAAGCAGAUAUUUUAGAUUUUUUUUAACCAAAACUUUAAACCUUUUUAAAAGAGGUUGUCAUAGUAUAUUUGCCACCAUAUUUACAUGUGAGUAGAACUGUGUGUGUGUGUAUAUAUAUAUAUAUAUAUAUAUACAUACGUACAUGUAUAUGUAUGUGUGCAUAUAUGUAUACACACACGGAAACAAAUCUAAAAACGUAUACAUGAGGGCUAGGCAUGCUGUCAAAGAUCUGUUGAAUUGUCACAGUCUGUAAUGUUAAAGGUACGUUGGGCAAACGCAGGCUAAGUAACAUGCAAUAUGCAUCGCAUCCGAGCUGUACACACAUUAAACCGGUCUGUGGAUCCUCCUGUCAACAUGAAGACCUGUUAAAAUAUGGCAUUUCAAGAAAUGUUAACAUUUAAUUUGAUUUGUUUUGAUUGAAAUCGUAGUUAUUGCAGAUGAGGAGUGUGCUAUACCUUUAGUGUCAACUUGUAAUGCGAUGUGUCGAGAAAAAAAAGUACCGGACUUUUUGGUUAGGAGGUGCCGUGAUAACACGCAGCAAUGUCCUGGUUGAAAGUCUGGCGGUUGCCGAUACCUUAAAAUGGUUACAGCUGUUUCUCUUUCAACAUUGGACCCUCAACGCAACAGUAUCACAUACAUGGAAUAUUGGAUAGGGGAGGGGCAAAAAAAAAAAAAAAAAAAAAAGAGGGAAAAAA